GACGUGAAAAGAAACCAUUACAGGCUUUUCCUUAUCAGCAUUGUUGUUAGGGUUACUCCGUGCCGAGGCAGGAGAAACUUUCUGUUGACAUUUCGACUUUUUGCCCGUCCGAGAGAAGGAGGUGUUUGUUGUGGGGGGGUGUUGCACACGUUUAUGUUCACCAUCCCUCUCAGGCACUGCUACACUGCGUCCCCACCCGGCGCCUUUCCCGCGGUUCCCCGCAGUCCCGGAGCGGCUCCGAUCCCUCUCCCAGCCGCCUCUAGCCGUGACCAUCCCAGCCGGGCCCCGCCGAGCCCGAGGAGAGGGAAAAUGCGCCAGCAGGAAUGACGCUCUCCCUGCCCAUCGCUCUUCCGACGCCUCGCACGGAGGUGAUGAUGCUGGGCAGCCCGCGGGUGGCCGAGCUGCUGCUGCGGCACGGAGCCGACCCCAACCGCCCCGACCCGCGCACCGGCUGCCUCCCGGUGCACGACGCUGCCCGCGCCGGCUUUCUGGGGACGCUGGCGGCGCUGCACCGGGCCGGGGCGCGCCUCGACCUCCCCGACGGCCGCGGCCGCCUGCCCCUCGACGUGGCGGCGGGGGGCCCGCACGGAGCGGUGGGGCGGUACCUGCGCGACCCUCCGCCCCUUCCGGGAGCAGGGGGGGCCGCCGAGAAGGCUGCGCGCUGACCCGCCCCCGGCCGUCCCGCCGAGUCCUUGUCCCCGCGCUCCCUGCAGCCCACCUCCCCCGCGAGCAUCCCAGCCGCCGAGUCAUCAGCGAGCCAUUGCGGAUGGCGGCGCUCCCGAUGUCCGUCUGCUGGGAAAAGUGCUCCUUUGUCCUGUUAUCUCCAGGGCUCCUCCCGUGCAUCCCGGGCACUCCGGCUCCCGCCCCUGCGAGAAUACACGUGCCGAGAUUUUCUCUAUUUCCUGAAAUAAAGAGGGAAAAAAAAAUCCAAAACACAAUCAAGACUAGCUCUCCUGCUUUUCCCUCUCAUGUUCUUCGGCGGGCAGAGCACAGGUGUCAGACGGUCCUUUUGAGCUCUACUGGGAAAAAAAAAAAAAGUUCGUCUUUUCCUCUUUUUUUUUUUUUUUUUUUUUUUUUUUACAAUAAAGCUGCUUAGAGAAGUGACAACGCUAUGUUUCCCUUACCGGCUUGCUCACUGCUCACUGCCCUGCAAAGCUUUGUAUUUUAGUUAUUCCUUAAGAACCUUUUGUGUUGUUGCACUCCAAUGUAGUGAACACUUUAGCCAUAUAAUUCAUAAAUUUAAUUAAUCCCCAGAGCUUCUUCCCUCACCAGCCCACUUAACGUACAGUUUUAACACCAAGAUGUAACAGUGAUUGAAUAGUAAAAAUUUCAACACUGAUCAGCAUUACAGUGUGGGAACUGCCAACAUUUCAUGUAGCUGUAUUUAUGGAAAUUCGUGAGAGAAAUAAUUGGCAAAUAGUUACUGCAUAGUUUUUUGCAUUUGGAGACCCCAUUUGCUCAGAAGAUACAGACAACGAGCUUUUCAUUUUUAAAACAGCUUUCUGGGUCUCUAAACCAGAUAUUUGGAAACCACAACAAAUUACCGAAUUUGGUUAUAAAUCUGGAUUUUUGCACACUUUUUUGUUUCUGUUUUCUGUUUUUCCUGUGUAAUUUCUAUCAUCUACCCGAUGUUCAUGUUACAUGUGAUUAAAUACCUGCUACUUUUCAGUAAUAAAACAUGAAAAAGA
Messenger RNA from Motacilla alba alba, 1688 nucleotides. RefSeq names its product cyclin-dependent kinase 4 inhibitor B-like. Gene Ontology annotation, cellular component: nucleus. Gene Ontology annotation, molecular function: protein kinase binding; cyclin-dependent protein serine/threonine kinase inhibitor activity. NCBI's taxonomy places the organism in Eukaryota, Metazoa, Chordata, Aves, Passeriformes, Motacillidae. Gene Ontology annotation, biological process: negative regulation of cell population proliferation; regulation of cyclin-dependent protein serine/threonine kinase activity. The coding region runs from base 324 to 665 and encodes 113 amino acids. The record is from RefSeq and is a predicted model, not a curated record. The transcript is spliced from 2 exons.